ACACAGGCAGAGGUCAUCACACCUGCUAACUUUUCGUCCAUUUACCAUAUUUUCAAACGCACAAUGUAAGUCAUGCUACAAAUACCCUUAACUGGCUUAUUUCAAGUGGAAAGGCUGAGUGAAACGAGUUUUGAGCGCUGGUGCUAUUGUUCCGUCAGGUGAGUGAAGUAGUGUAUGGGGACUAACGCCGUGUGUAUAUGAUAUCCCUCGCGCUAUGGAAAUGAAGGUGCUAGCAGCUACCGAGGGAGGCACGGGCGAUGCUGGCGCUCAGGCAGGGGAGAAAGGGUAGUGAGCGAGAUAGGGGCUUCAAGUAGGGAUGGGAGCUUUCGCAAACGCCAUGGCACCAGAAAAUCUCACAGGAGUAAUGAAAAAGCUCCCACAAGCUCCAAAGAACUCUCCAAAAGAUUUGAAGAACUUCCCAAGAGCACUAGGGAGAGCGGCGAGGAUGAGGACCAGGACUGCACGGACAAGGUGGGCAUGAGGCGUGAGCUAAAUCUCGCGGACAGCAUCAUCGUCCUCAUCGGCAUCAUCUCAGGGUCGGGCAUCUUCAUCAGCGCUAAUGGUGUCCUGCAGUACAGCGGCAGUGUCGGCCUCUCCCUGCUGGUGUGGGUGCUCAGUGGUUUUAUCUCCCUGAUAGGCGGCUUCGUCUACACUGAACUGGCUGCCAUGAUCCCAUCGAGUGGCGGCGCCUACUCCUACGUUCUGACAGCGUACGGGCGAGUGGCGGCCUUCGUGUUCCUGUGGAUGUCGCUUUUCUUAGAGGAGGUGAACAUGAUGGCCAUUGACGCCCUCACCUUUGGCACGUACGUCCUCCAGCCCUUCUUCCCAGAUUCCCAGACGCCUCCUGAGAUACCUGUCCGUCUCUUGGCUGCUGUGAUGAUUCUGUUCCUCAUGUGGCUCAACAUCCGUUCCGUGAAGGGCUCCGUGGUGCUCCAAAACGUGCUGGUGUUCCCCAAGUUCAUUAUCCUCGGCGCUAUUAUAAUCGUGGGUUUCUAUCGCCUCGCCACCUCUCCGUCUUCCAGCUUCAAUGACGCUUUUGCCAACACCUCUACAAACCCCGCCACCAUCGCCACCGCCUUCUACCAGGGCCUCUACACCUAUAACGGAUGGGACAACAUCACCUGCAUCGUGGAAGAGCUGAAGAGGCCCGCCAAAGUCUUGGUGGUGGCCAUUACUACUGCCCUCGUCCUGCUGAUUGCCUUAUAUCUGCUGGUGAACGUGGCCUACUUCGCUGUGCUGGAGCCGAACGAGAUCCUUUUCUCACCUGCCGUGGCUGUGACAUACGGGCGGGCUUCCUUCGGGGUAAUGGCGUGGAGUGUACCGGUGUUCGUGGCCCUGUCAACAGUGGGGUCCCUAAACGGCAAGACACUCACUCAGUCCAGGGUGGUGUUUGUAGGGGCACGCCACGGCCAGCUCCCCGCCUCCCUCGCCCUGGUGGGAAAUAGAUGCACGCCUGUUACUGCUAUUAUUUUCAUGGCACUUAUGGCCCUGCUGUACCUGGUGACAGUGGACAUCUUCUCCCUCAUCAACGUGGUGUCCUUCUCCAGUGCUGUAUGCCAGGUGGGAGUCGUCUCAGCCCUCCUCCACCUCCGACGGAAACAACCGACCUGGGAGCGGCCCUUCAAGAUAUGGACAGUGGUGGCUGUGGGUUACCUGGGGGUGUUGGUGGCGCUGGUCAUCCUGCCGGCACUGGUGGAGCCUGUCACGGUGGGCAUCACGGUAGCGCUCAUUUUCUUCGCACUGGUGGUCUACUGGCUCUUGCUAAACCGCCCAAUCACCGCCCCAGCUUACCAUCGUGGCUCCAGACGCUUUUACCGUUUUCUGCAAAUUCUGCUGGAAGUGAGGCCUGAGAGUGACGACUUAAGACUGUUGACUGACUGAAUAACUAUAGCUAACUGACUGACUGACUAACUUGCUACUGAUUGACUGGCUGACUAUAAUAUGUCAUCUAUCGCAUCAUCUUUGUAUGGCACCGUCCUAGUCGUUGUCGUUAUGUGAAGUAUGUUAAAAUUAUUGAAACUUGAACACUUCGAACUAUCAGAAUUCUAAAUGUAAAAUUAGAAAGGUAACGUAACUCCAACUUAACAAACCUUUGGCCUUGUAUAGUCAGCCUUGCACGUCGUUGUAAAGGUUUAUUUUUCUAUUGUUUGUA
Portunus trituberculatus (swimming crab) is the source of this 2152-nucleotide messenger RNA. RefSeq names its product Y+L amino acid transporter 2-like. Gene Ontology annotation, biological process: amino acid transmembrane transport. The record is from RefSeq and is a predicted model, not a curated record. Gene Ontology annotation, cellular component: membrane. Lineage: Eukaryota; Metazoa; Arthropoda; Malacostraca; Decapoda; Portunidae. The transcript is spliced from 9 exons. Gene Ontology annotation, molecular function: L-amino acid transmembrane transporter activity. Bases 478 to 1881 code for a protein of 467 amino acids.